This is a messenger RNA of Lolium rigidum, 593 nucleotides long. RefSeq names its product protein NUCLEAR FUSION DEFECTIVE 6, mitochondrial-like. Gene Ontology annotation, cellular component: mitochondrion. The record is from RefSeq and is a predicted model, not a curated record. The coding region runs from base 1 to 312 and encodes 103 amino acids. The transcript has 3 exons. Lineage: Eukaryota; Viridiplantae; Streptophyta; Magnoliopsida; Poales; Poaceae.
AUGGCGACGGCGGCUGGCGGCGCGCGGCGAGCCCUGGCGGGGCUGCGCUCCGCUUCCCCAUCCACUCUCUCCAGAGCGAUCUCCCGGCCGGCCGUGGCCCAGUCUCCGGGGGCGGCGGCGGCCUCCGCUCUGCCCCGCGCCGCCUCGCGCCGGCGCCUCGCGAUCUCCAGGGUCCCGGUGGCGGCGCUGGGCGGCGUGCAGGGUCUGAUGCCGCUGCACAGCGCGACGGCGUCGGCGCUGCUCACCUCCAUGCUCGGGCUUAAGCCCGGGUCCUGGGGCUGGCUCUCGGAAGGGUUCGCAACACCACUAUAACAAGAAUGGGGUUUCAGUUACCAUACAAGAGUCUUCGUCUUCGGUUUAGCCCUCCCUUGGUGGAUUGUAAUAACACUAGCUACAUGGACUGUGGACAGUACCCUUGGAAUUUUGCUGGUGGUAUCUGUAGUUUCACUACUUAAAACUUACCAAUGUGUGCCAGUCUUAUUGUCCAGUGACGAUAUUCAUGGCAAAUUUGAAGGAAUCUUGUUUUGUGAUACCAGUUUUGUUAAUUUGUUAGCAUUUUAUGAUUAUUCAUCUACCAUGGAAUCAUUAUAAAU